Hippocampus zosterae (dwarf seahorse) is the source of this 326-nucleotide messenger RNA. RefSeq names its product ribosomal protein S29 (gene rps29). Gene Ontology annotation, biological process: translation. Bases 97 to 267 code for a protein of 56 amino acids. Gene Ontology annotation, cellular component: ribosome; cytosolic small ribosomal subunit. Gene Ontology annotation, molecular function: structural constituent of ribosome; zinc ion binding. The record is from RefSeq and is a predicted model, not a curated record. The transcript has 3 exons. Lineage: Eukaryota; Metazoa; Chordata; Actinopteri; Syngnathiformes; Syngnathidae.
AACCUGACUGCUCACAUAAACCGGAUCCGGAAAAUUUCAUUCGCGCACGCGCAGACCUCUUUCUUCCUUUCCGACGCUCGAGCGAAAAGAGACAAGAUGGGCCAUCAACAGCUCUAUUGGAGUCACCCCAGAAAAUUUGGACAGGGAUCCCGAUCCUGCCGGGUUUGCUCGAACAGACACGGCCUGAUCCGUAAAUACGGACUCAACAUGUGCCGCCAGUGCUUCCGGCAGUACGCAAAGGACAUCGGCUUUGUUAAGCUGGAUUAAAUGUCACGAUGCGCAAAGACGUCUGCCAACUGUUACCUGGAAGGCUGGAUGAAUGGGUU